Messenger RNA from Bradysia coprophila, 3108 nucleotides. RefSeq names its product stepping stone (gene sstn). The record is from RefSeq and is a predicted model, not a curated record. NCBI's taxonomy places the organism in Eukaryota, Metazoa, Arthropoda, Insecta, Diptera, Sciaridae. Gene Ontology annotation, biological process: establishment of epithelial cell polarity.
GACACACGAAUCAUCAACAACCAUUUUACUUGGCAACAUGUAAAAGAAAUCUGGGUGUCGAACAUUUAUUUAUCUUUUUUGCUUUUGGUUUAUUUCUCUUUUGUUUACAUUUUUCGUUCGUAAUUUCCUCCACAUUUUUUCGCUGACACACAUCCAAUUAUUAUUUCGAUGAAAGAGUGCCCAGGACAGCGGUACGAACGAUUACAAUUUCCUGCAAGUUGUUGUUCUUUUGCUAUGUUCCAGUGACGAAAUUCAUGAUUUUUUAUCAAUGAGGAUCGCGAAUAUGGCCGAGACUGUUCUUCGUACCAGUUUACGAGCCCCAAACAUAGCGCAAUUGUCUCCUACGCCAUCGCUAAGUGUGUCAAAUACUUCGAUAACAAUAUCGAACACUUCUUACCCGUCGGGGACGCAGCCACUGGAGUCGCCAGCAUCGUCUUCUCAUUCACCGGGUAAUUCAACUCAGGCAGCUGCAGCCCAACGACUCCAACUAUUAAAGCAACGGAAAACGGAUCUGGAGAAAAUUCUUCUGGAAAAGAACAGUCUCCUGCAACAGUUGUGCCGUCAGGAGGCACAGAUCAUUGGCUGCUAUGACUUUGAAUCGACCGACGGUAAAUCGUCAACACUAAGACGUAAAGUGAACACGGCCUUUAAGUUGCCCGAAAAUUUACUGAAUGGCACCACAGACAAGGAAGAUGAAAUCAACAAAUUGCUGCUGGGGAAGCAGAUUCAACAGCAAAUUUCGGAGGCGUCGCUCAAAAUGGCAAAUGAUGCGUCCCAAACGAAGUCGAUACGGCGAACGCACAAGAAUAACUACGAGGCAGCCCAGCAGAAAUUGACUUCGAUCAAUCAGAGUCUGACGGCUCUGAAAAAGCGUCAAAAUUGUGAUGUGACCUCGACGGCUUAUCAGAAUCAGUUCAAACAAGCCUCGCCCAUUCUGAAGAACGUGAGCGACAGCAAAUAUGCGACGAACAACAACAAUUUUUUGCAUCCGACGAGCCAGGCCUCACCGACCCAAUUCAACAAUAAUUUCAUUGGCAGUGCCGUUAACUCACAUCAAUUGCUUAUGAAGGCGUACAGUGGCAAUAUAAGUCCCAACAUCAACAACAACAACCACCAUUCGAUGAUGCAACGGCGGAAUUCGUUGAUUUCGAACACAUCCUCGACUAAUCUUGAUGUAAUGCCCACGACGCCGACUAGUUCUCGACAUCAUCGACAGGAAACUGUAACCGCCCCAUACGAUUUUGCCGGUUAUCAUCAUGUCCACCACAAUGCCAGUGCUUCCAAUAACAACAAGGCAGACUUUUCGAUCCCAGACACUUCCACCAGUCCACACAAAUUGAAGAAGACCGCCUUGCUGGACAACGAUUACAAUUUGCAGCGAUACUCGCCGAUAUCAUGCGAAACCGAUACGUUCAACUACCACAAUCACUACAAUCAAUAUUCACCCGGUGAUAUCAUUACGACGGUGUCACCGGAAUUCCGAUCAUCGCCGCAGAUGAGUCGACUAAUGUUGUCCGGGCAGCAUGUCAAUCAACCGAGACAAUUACCAAUGAACCAUCGGUUGGAUAAUGCACCGCACACGCAACCAAUGAUGAUACAGGCUCAACGACAUCCGUACAAUCAACGGCUGGAUGUUGUUGUGGAUGAUUCUGCUAUGACUGAUCAAUUGAAUGGUAGACUGAUCUCGCCACCAAUCACUUCGAAAGGUACGCUAAUGGUACAUCAAGGAUUGGGUGGAUACUGGAUGACUUUGGACAACAACGAACGAGUCUGGUGCUCGGUAGACCGAUUUGCUAGCCUUGAUCGGAAAGGUCAGUCGUUAAAAUUGCGAAAGCAAGCGCCAGUCACUUUGCAAAAACAGCCGACCAUUUCCACGUCGCUCGGAAACAUCGAACACAUUUCGAAGCUGAACAUCGACGAAAAUGCCGACAGCUUGUCCAUAUCGUCAAUGAACAGUGAGCAAAAGAAAUUCAAGGAACGAGCAUGGAUCGAAACCUCUUUGGACUGUCCACCGCCCAGACCGAUUGACGAACGACAACGAAAACUUAUGACUCCGUCUCCGCCACCUCCGGUACUACAUCAACGCGAAAAGAAAAAGUUGUCGUCGCACUCAAUGCAUUCACCGGGUCGUAAUAAUUACCUGUAUGCGAGUCCAUCGAACUCAUUCUACAACGAGAAGCAAUUACAGCAGCAAAUCGGUCACAGUGCGUUAGAUAGAAACUUCAGCAACUCGGCCUUAACACUUGCACCGGCAGCUAAAUUGGUAACACACAAACCGUCGGAUUUCCAUCAUCAGACGAAACCGUUACCCAUCCCACCGAAACAACCUUAUCCAUUACCUUCGGCCGCGACAACCGCAUCGGUAUCUCAUCCAAAUCAACAUCGAGUAACGCAACAACAACAGCCAACAUCUCCGUCACGUCCACCACCACAGCAAAUGCAGAAGCAAUUACGACGAACAGCAUCGAGUGCAUCGUCAACAUCGACCAAUUUGCUGAUCAAUCCGACCAAUAUCGAAGUUGAAUCGCCCAAGAACAUGACUGUCGUUCAGCCGGCUAAAUUUCAGCCGUACAAAGAAGAGUCGAAGCCGUUCGAAAUGUCCGACUUUUACAAAUAUUCAACGAAAUUUCGGCAAAAGAAUAAUGGCAACGAUGUGACAGCCGACCCAUAACAUCAGUUGAAUCUAUAUUAAAUGACUGAGCAUACAUUCCAUUAGAGUCAACGCACAGAACCCACCCCAUUUCAGUAUAAUAAUCCGAGGCAAUAAAAAACAUUUUUCGUUAACGACCGUCGCCGGUUGGAUCAGAUCUAACGGCCGGUCGUUUUUUCUAUUUCUUUUUUUAUAUUUAGAAUAAUUUUGUGUUUAAGGGGCAGUGACGCUUUUAGCAGUGACAAAAUGAUGAGCGAACUCUUUAUCGAUAAUUUUCUCCAAUGAUAUGACUAUGAUGUAGAUGAUGAUAUUUAGCCCGUACUAAGGACAUUAUUAAACAGUAAAAUCAUCCACUUUGAAGUGUAUAUGAAAAUUAAGUGUUAAGGAUUCAACAUCACAAUAGACUAGACACGAUAUUGUUAAGUUAGAGAAUUUUUUUUUAUUAAAUCGUUUUUUUU